Messenger RNA from Poecilia latipinna (sailfin molly), 809 nucleotides. Its product is annotated as microfibril-associated glycoprotein 4-like. The transcript has 7 exons. Gene Ontology annotation, biological process: elastic fiber assembly. The record is from RefSeq and is a predicted model, not a curated record. NCBI's taxonomy places the organism in Eukaryota, Metazoa, Chordata, Actinopteri, Cyprinodontiformes, Poeciliidae. The coding region runs from base 1 to 741 and encodes 246 amino acids.
AUGUGUUUGGCGAAUUUAACUGUGAAACUGCUGUCAGCUCUCCUGCUCUUCCUGAUUCCUCUAUGGGUCAGCUGUGCGCCUCUUGUCCUUCCUCUGGACUGCAGUGACAUCUAUAACCAUGAUAACAGAAAACCCAGCGGAGUUUACACUAUCUAUCCUAUUGGGGCCACUUCGGCUGUUCAGGUGUUCUGUGACAUGGACUCUUUGGGAGGACGGUGGACAGUCUUCCAGAGGAGGAUGGAUGGCUCCGUGAACUUCUACAGGCCUUGGAAUUACUACAAGGAGGGCUUUGGGAUUGCUGCUGGAGAGUACUGGCUUGGUCUGGAAAGGCUCUUCCACUUAAGUCUCAGGAAAAAGUAUGAGCUGCUGGUUGACAUGGAGGAUUUUGAAGGAAAUAAGGCGUACGCUCGUUACUCCUCGUUCUCUGUUGGUCCAGAAUCUUAUGGAUAUACUCUGCAUGUUUCUGGAUUUAGUGACGGAGGUGCAGGAGACUCUCUAAGUCUUCAUAGUGGAUUCAAAUUUUCCACCUUUGACAAAGAUCAGGACGGUUCUGAAGCAAAUUGUGCUAGAAGAUACCUGGGGGGGUUUUGGUACCAAGCGUGUCAUAAGAACAAUCCCAAUGGGGUUUACCGCUGGGGGGCUGAUGGUACCAUCUACGGUGUUGGAGUGGAUUGGGCCACAUGGAAAGGCUACGACUAUUCAUUGAAAGCCAUCAGCUAUAAGAUUCGCCCUGUUCAGUAAAAUGGCAGCAUAAAUGUUUAGCAGUGUCAUGAGUUGUGGUUUGUGGUGUUGAGAGAGAACGCUGACGA